UUUCUUUUUUUCUCUCCUUCUCUCCUUCUCUCGGCCGAUCCGCCCUAUUUUACUCCUUGCCAUUUCUUCCCCUGAUAGCUAGCUGCUCAUAGGCCUGCAGAUAGUUUGACGAAGGAUUCUCAGGUUUCUAAGCUCGGGAAGCGCUCGAAUUGCCGUCAUGAUCAACCCCCACCGUUAACUUGCAGCAGAUCUUCGACAAUUCGAUCGCUUAUCCAAGCAAUAGCAUUCGAUCGUUCUACAUUUUUGAAACUCUGAGGUUCCAUACAUCGUCUACCAAGAUAUUCGAUGCAGUCGCUGGUUGGAGAUCUACAAGUGCAAUGAGAUGGUUGAGCUCAACCAGAGUCAUUUCGGAUUGUUUGUCCUCUGUUUUCGGGAGUUCCUCCUAGAACUUUGUAUUUCCCGGAGCUAUUGGCUAUCGAAAUGAGCAGAGAGAGGGUUAAUACCUGUUGGAUUUCCUCUAUUUUCAUAAUCGUUGUCAUUCUUUUAGGGUUUUCGACCUGCGUGAGGUGUCAAAACGACCCAGAUUUCAGCGAAGCGACCAAUCCUGCGGUUCUUCCACUCCUCACGAGCCUAUUGUACUCACGCUUCUCGAAUCUCACAGGUCUAUUUAGUGGGGAGAUCAAACAACAUUUGGGAUUCUGCAUAAAGGAUCCGGAAGUGGAUUGGAAUGGCGCGUUCAAUUUCUCAUCGGAUACAGAAUUCAUAUCUAAUUGCAUUAAGAAGACGAAAGGAGAUCUCCCUCGUCGCUUGUGUACAGCAGCAGAUAUCAAGUUUUAUUUCAGUACUUUCUUCCAAAGAGGAUCGAAGAGUACAAAUUACUUGAAACCUAACAAGAACUGUAAUUUGACUGCAUGGGUCUCUGGAUGUGAACCUGGAUGGGCGUGUAGGGUUGCCGUUAAUCAGAAGGUUGAUCUAAAGAAUUCACGUGACGUGCCCCAUAGGAUUGUUGAUUGCAAGCCCUGUUGUGAGGGGUUCUUUUGCCCUCAUGGCAUUACUUGCAUGAUACCUUGCCCGCUAGGUGCUUAUUGCCCUCUUGCAAAACUCAACAAAACUACUGGCGUAUGCGAUCCAUACCGUUACCAACUACCUCCUGGAGAACCAAAUCAUACCUGUGGUGGAGCAGAUGUUUGGGCUGAUGUUUCUAGUAGUACUGAGGUAUUCUGUUCCGCAGGAUCGUACUGUCCGUCGACCAUACAAAAAAUUCCUUGCAGUAGUGGACAUUACUGCAGGAUGGGUUCUACAUCUCAAGCAAGGUGCUUCAGGUUGGCUUCUUGUGAUCCAAACACUGCAAAUCAAAACAUUCAUGCAUAUGGUGUCAUGCUUUUUGCUGCAUUGAGUACUUUGCUACUCAUUAUCUAUAACUGCUCUGACCAAGUACUCACAACUCGGGAAAGAAGGCAGGCCAGAUCUAGGGAAGCUGCAGCAAGGAGCGCCAGAGAAACUGCACAAGCACGUGAAAGGUGGAAAUCAGCGAAGCAGGUUGCCAAGAAGUCUGCAAUUGGAUUGCAAACCCAGUUAUCACGCACUUUUUCUCGUAAAAAAUCUGUGAGACAACCAGAGCCACUGAAGGGUCUUGGUCAAGCCAAGCCUGGAACUGAUGAGGCCUUAUUACCACCAAUAACCCCAGGUCCAUCUCAGCAAUCAUCCACAGCGUCAAAGGGGAAGAAGAAGGAAUCGAGUAACCUCACAAAGAUGAUGCGUGCACUUGAUGAAAACCCUGACAGUAAUGAAGGUUUUAAUCUGGAAAUUGGAGACAAAAAUCUCAAAAAGAAUGCACCAAAGGGAAAGCAAAUGCAUACCCACAGUCAAAUUUUUAAAUAUGCGUAUGGGCAAAUUGAGAAGGAGAAAGCUCUGCAGCAGCAGAACAAGAAUUUGACCUUUUCAGGAGUUAUUUCAAUGGCUACUGAUAAUGAUAUCAGGACCAGACCUGUGAUUGAGGUUGCCUUCAAAGAUCUGACCCUCACUCUAAAAGGGAAGAACAAGCAUCUCCUGAGAUGUGUUACUGGGAAAAUUGUGCCUGGACAUGUUUCUGCCGUCAUGGGCCCCUCAGGAGCUGGAAAGACAACUUUUCUAUCUGCGCUGGCUGGAAAAGUAACUGGAUGCACAAUGACUGGUUUAGUCCUUAUAAAUGGAAAGGCUGAAUCCAUCCGUUCAUACAAGAAAAUUAUUGGGUUUGUCCCACAAGAUGAUAUUGUGCAUGGUAACUUGACAGUGGAAGAGAAUUUAUGGUUUAGUGCAAGGUGCAGAUUAUCGGCUGACAUGCCAAAACCAGAUAAGGUUCUAGUAGUUGAAAGAGUUAUUGAAUCCUUGGGGCUACAGGCAGUACGGGAUUCCUUGGUUGGAACAGUAGAGAAGCGUGGGAUCUCUGGAGGCCAAAGGAAACGAGUAAAUGUUGGACUUGAAAUGGUCAUGGAACCUUCACUGUUGAUAUUAGAUGAACCCACAUCUGGUUUGGACAGUUCAUCUUCACAGUUGCUACUUAGGGCACUUCGACGUGAGGCAAUGGAAGGGGUAAACAUCUGCAUGGUGGUUCACCAACCAAGCUAUUCAUUGUUCAGAAUGUUUGAUGAUUUGAUACUUCUAGCCAAAGGUGGCCUUACUGUGUAUCAUGGACCAGUGAAAAAAGUGGAAGAAUACUUUUCAGGCCUUGGGAUCAAUGUUCCUGACCGUGUAAAUCCACCAGACCACUUCAUUGACAUUUUGGAGGGUAUAGUAAAACCAAGCAUAAGUUCAGGUGUAAGCUAUAAACAGCUUCCUAUCAGAUGGAUGCUUCACAAUGGAUACCCAAUACCCCCAGAUAUGCAGCAGAAUUUAGCUGGGAUUGAUGUGUCAUCUAAUACUGCAAAUCCAAGGAAUGAAAUAAACUCUGCUGGUGCUGGAGCCGUGGAACAAUCUUUUGCUGGAGAUUUAUGGCAGGAUGUGAAGCGUAAUGUCGAACUUAAGAAGGAUAGCAUCCAGCACAAUUUCUUGAAGUCCAAGGAUUUAUCUGAUCGAAUAACUCCUGGUGUAUUCCAGCAAUACCGGUACUUUCUUGGGAGGGUUGGUAAGCAACGGCUACGAGAGGCUAGAAUACAAGCAGUUGAUUUUCUGAUCUUAUUACUUGCUGGAGCCUGUUUAGGAACACUUGCUAAAGUGAGCGAUGAAACCUUUGGUGCUGUUGGUUAUACAUACACUGUCAUUGCAGUUUCUCUCCUAUGCAAGAUUGGAGCUUUGAGAUCAUUUUCUCUGGACAAGUUACACUACGGCAGAGAGAGAGGUUCAGGAAUGAGCAGCCUGGCUUAUUUUCUAUCAAAAGAUACAAUUGACCAUUUCAAUACGGUCAUCAAGCCUCUGGUUUAUCUUUCCAUGUUUUAUUUCUUCAACAACCCCAGAUCUUCCUUCCAAGAUAAUUAUGUCAUUUUGGUCUGCCUUGUCUACUGUGUGACUGGAGUGGCCUAUGUGUUUGCUAUCUUCCUGGAGCCCAGUCCAGCCCAACUGUGGUCAGUGAUUCUACCUGUUGUUUUGACGCUCAUUGCAACUCAGCAGAACAAUGGUGUAAUUGUGCAAAAUCUAGCCAAAUUAUGCUAUACAAAGUGGGCUUUGGAAGCAUUUGUGAUUGCAAAUGCUGAAAGGUACUCUGGAGUGUGGUUGAUUACUCGUUGUGGUUCACUUAUGACUAAUGAUUACAAUCUUACUGCUUGGAAUCUUUGUCUUCUCAUCCUCUUCGUCACUGGUGUAAUUAGUCGAGCAGUGGCUUUCUUUUGUAUGGUUACUUUCGAAAAGAAGUAAGUCUAGAUAUUCAUUUUUGUGCACAAGAGUCAACUACAGUUUUGGGAGUUGUAACAUAGUAACUUUCUCAUCAUGUACCACUCUUGGAAAUAAUAAAAGAUUCUCUAGUCAAACAGUACUACUGGCUAACAUGACAGAUAAUUAUGUAAACCACAGGCUGAUACAAAACCACAUUGUACUUGAGAAUUUUGAUGGUUAUGAUUAUUGAAUAAUUGAAAUAGCCAUUCCAAUUAAGUGGAGUUAUUUCUUCUUCUCUC
This is a messenger RNA of Macadamia integrifolia, 4025 nucleotides long. Its product is annotated as ABC transporter G family member 28-like. NCBI's taxonomy places the organism in Eukaryota, Viridiplantae, Streptophyta, Magnoliopsida, Proteales, Proteaceae. The record is from RefSeq and is a predicted model, not a curated record. The coding region runs from base 421 to 3768 and encodes 1115 amino acids. Gene Ontology annotation, molecular function: ATP hydrolysis activity; ABC-type transporter activity; ATP binding. The transcript is spliced from 14 exons.